Molecule: messenger RNA, 944 nt
Organism: Trichechus manatus latirostris (Florida manatee)
Lineage: Eukaryota; Metazoa; Chordata; Mammalia; Sirenia; Trichechidae
Gene: MRPL2
Product: mitochondrial ribosomal protein L2
Exons: 7
Coding region: 1-921 (306 amino acids)
Biological process (GO): mitochondrial translation
Cellular component (GO): ribosome; mitochondrial large ribosomal subunit
Molecular function (GO): RNA binding; structural constituent of ribosome
Source: RefSeq, a predicted model, not a curated record
AUGGCCUUACGGGUACUGACCCGCACUCUGGGUUCCCUGAGCCUGGCACCCCCGGCCGCCUCCACCCCCGCCCAGAACCUCCUCCCCGCCGCCCAGGUGAUACGCAAUGCCUUCCUCCAGCCACUCUUUGCCUCGAAGUUGCUCCCCUGCCGCCCAGUCCUUACCUUUGUGGCCCUUAAUGCCAAGUUUGUAUCCUGGAAGAGUCAUACCAAGUAUACCGUUACACCAGUGAAGAUGAAGAAGUCUGGGGGCCGAGACCACACAGGCCGCAUCCAAGUGCAUGGCAUCGGCGGGGGCCACAAGCAGCGUUACCGAAUGAUUGAUUUUCUGCGAUUCCGGCCCGAGCAGGAGGCCAUGCGAGGACCUUUUGAGGAGAAGGUCAUUGUUGUCCGCUAUGAUCCCUGUAGGUCAGCACACAUAGCUCUGGUUGCUGGGGGCAGCCGGAAGCGCUGGAUCAUUGCCACAGAAAACAUGAAGGCUGGAGAUGUAAUCCUCAACUCUGACCACAUAGGCCAAAUGGCAGUUGCUGCUCAGGAAGGGGAUGCACAUCCCCUCGGAGCCCUGCCCGUGGGUACUCUCAUCAACAACGUAGAGAGUGAGCCAGGCCGGGGGGCCCAGUAUAUCAGAGCUGCAGGGACAUGUGGUGUGCUGCUGCGGAAGAUGAAUGGGACGGCCAUCAUCCAGCUGCCCUCUAAGAGGCAGAUGCAGGUGCUGGAAACGUGCAUGGCAACAGUGGGCCGGGUAUCCAAUGUUGACCAUGACAAAAGGGUCAUCGGCAAGGCUGGGCGGAACCGCUGGCUGGGCAAGAGGCCUUCCAGCGGGCUGUGGCACCGCAAGGGGGGCUGGGCUGGCCGAAAGAUUCGGCCCCUGCCCCCUAUGAAGAGUUAUGUAAAGCUGCCCUCAGCUGCUGCGCAAAGCUGAUAUUCCUGAACUGUAAUAAAAUG